Molecule: messenger RNA, 1594 nt
Organism: Lolium perenne
Lineage: Eukaryota; Viridiplantae; Streptophyta; Magnoliopsida; Poales; Poaceae
Source: RefSeq, a predicted model, not a curated record
UGGAGAUGCUCUUAUGGGCGACAUAGUCGACAUACUAACCGAUUUGGGGUUGACCCGGGAAACGCAGUUUAGGAUUGAGGACAAAAGGGAGAAUCAACCACGGUGAUGCGGGAGCGGAGGAUCCGAUAUGAAUCCAGAGAGUCAAUCUUGGAGGAGAUGGAAAAGUUCUGCACCCUGUCGCAGAAGGAACAUCAAUCCAAUUCGAUCUCCGAUCUGUUCAAUAAGCUGCGACACAAUAUUUAUAGAAUCGCGUGCGAGAGGGAUUUCAAAUUGAGCGAGGUAAAGUAAGUCCAGGAGACGGACGAGGUGCUGCUGAGGAUCUCCAUGGAGACGGAGGACAAGACCAAAAUCAACUUGGAGACAGAGGAAACAAAAGAGAGGGACAAGGGGUCGCCGAGAGUUUCCAUGGAGAAGGAAGAGAAGCUCUUUCAUGACUACCGUCGCAAGUGGGAAACGUCGUGGUCCAGCAAGUUUGGACGCUGUGGUCGAUUCGAAGACACAACGUUAUUGAGUCCUAUGCACUUUACAUAUUGUGCACCGGGACGCAUCCCAUAUGCUGCUUCUACUGGGAGAACCUUGCAGUUCUACUCCAUCAAAGUCGCGGAAAUAAAAAAGGCUCUUGGGUUGACAUGGCCGCUGGAUGUGUACGGUGUAGUUGCUGCCCGAGACAAUGUGGAUCGCAAUCGCAACAUUAUCUUCCUGCGUGGAAGGGAUGACUGUCAAACACUCACUCAAAAGGAUCCAUUUUUGCGCUUGACUGGUCCGUCUCGUGCAAUUGUGACUCGGGACCCUAUUCACUUGGAAAUCGAGCUAAAAGCAAAGGGAAGAACAAAGUCUGAAGAUAGAGUGUUGAUGACCGAUACCUGGUAUUACAGGGAUAAUUAUUGUGGGUUAUGUACCCUAUAUACCCCUCUUGUCACUAACCUUUGCACGAUAGUGUUAAGCUCUGAGGAACUUGAAGAAUCGGUCCAGGCCACUAUUGUGGGUGUCCGUAUUGUUGAAGGUAGUUUACCUGCAAAAAAAAAAGAUAGUUCGCCUCCUUUUAAAUAUGGAUGUAGAGUUGUCUGCUCCUCAACACCUCUGAAUGGUAUAUUGCCUGAUUCUCAACAUAUUACUGAGCCCUCAUUUCGGCAAGUUGUGCUUCAAGAUGGAGCAAUGUCCGUGUGCAAGGAUGGUUAUCUUGAUUUGGCAAGGCAUGUCGUUUCUGUUGAAUUAGGCAGACGGCUCAAAGUUAUUGUUUAUGCUUACUCACGAUCUGGGGAUAUAGCUCCCCGCGGUCAUAUAUUCUUUGAUGCCCAAAAGAGCAAUGUAAGUCAUGGUUUAUGUUACAUUGAUGACUAUGAGGUGGAGAUCUCUGUUGCUUGGUCCUGCCUUGUUCGGGAGAAGCUUUCCAUAUUGAUGAAGGGGCGUGUCUAAGUAUCUUGGUGUCCAGACAUUAUGAAAGCUGUCAAACUAUAUGUAUUUAGUCUUCCAGUGUAUCAAUUCAUGCUAGUUAUGUUAUCGGAACUAUUUAUGUACUGGGCUGCUGGUACUGUUUGUCCUCACAAUAUUUCUGACUAUUUAUGUAUUGGUUAAUAAAUUAUCUUCUCAUGCA